AUGGCAAUUGGAGACGGAUUGAUCGAUCCAAUCAAUGAAUGGGAUUACGGACCGCUCAUGUACCAGCUAGGAUUAAUUGACGAGAGACAAUUGUCGUAUGUUAAUUUACAAACAGCUCUAGCACGAUUCCAAAUUGAAUCACAAAAUUAUACUGCUGCCUAUAUGUUAUUCGGUUACAUAAUAGGAGAGUAUUAUACUAAUGUCACUGGAUUACAAAACAUAUACAACUAUCUGCUAGCGCAGGAACCCGAAGAGCUUGGCUAUUAUGUUCCAUGGGUAACAGCAGAAGAUUCUCGACGACGACUUCAUGUUGGUAAUUUAACCUACAAUAAUGGUGAAAAGGUUGAACAAGCCUUGAUAAAUGAUAUAAUGCAGUCCAUUGUUGAUAAAGUUGUCGUUAUUGCGAAUAAUUACAAAGUUAUGAUUUAUAAUGGUUUAUUAGACAUUAUUAUUGGUGAGCCAUUAACUCAGAGUUGGAUCAAUAAAUUCGAGUUUCAGUAUACUGAUGAGCUAAGAAAAGCUGAACGUCACAUUUGGAAAGUUGAUCCAAAUGAUGAAGAAGUUGCUGGAUAUGUUAAGCGUGCACAUGAUUUCUAUUACGCAACAGUUAGAAACGCAGGACAUAUGGUACCGCAUGAUCAACCACGAGCUACAUUCGAUUUAAUUGAUCGAUUCGUCAACGAUAAUUUUUAG
Didymodactylos carnosus is the source of this 693-nucleotide messenger RNA. The record is from the annotation of a GenBank genome assembly. NCBI's taxonomy places the organism in Eukaryota, Metazoa, Rotifera, Eurotatoria, Philodinida, Philodinidae.